Molecule: messenger RNA, 444 nt
Organism: Didymodactylos carnosus
Lineage: Eukaryota; Metazoa; Rotifera; Eurotatoria; Philodinida; Philodinidae
Source: the annotation of a GenBank genome assembly
AUGACAACGGCUAUCAUCUCCACAUUUACACAGCAACAACAAAACACUUCACCCUCCUCAUUAUCAUCAUCAGCUCAAAUUCCAUUCUUCCAAAUGCUAGUCUGUGAUCCGUCCUUAUCAAAUUCUCUUCACACAACUAAAUCAUCACGAAAACCUUCUCAGACACGUUCACGAAGCAGCUCAACGCAACGAAACCAGCCACAGACAUCAAUACAACCUCAAACAACACCAUUAAUCCCGCCUCUUGGGAUACGUGUUCCACAAAUUGCAAGAAAAGAGAAUGGACAGCUUGAAUUAUUUCGAAGUGAACCAAAUGCUGAUCUUUCUAGUAUGUUUCCAAAUAAAUCAACAAAAAUUUCAACAAAUCUAGGUCAACUUCGACAAAUGGCGGUGAAAGAUACUGACGACAUUAGAUUACUACGUACAAUGAAUGAAGCACAAUAA